Messenger RNA from Haliotis rufescens (red abalone), 1680 nucleotides. RefSeq names its product multiple epidermal growth factor-like domains protein 10. Bases 13 to 1680 code for a protein of 555 amino acids. Gene Ontology annotation, molecular function: scavenger receptor activity. The transcript has 3 exons. The record is from RefSeq and is a predicted model, not a curated record. NCBI's taxonomy places the organism in Eukaryota, Metazoa, Mollusca, Gastropoda, Lepetellida, Haliotidae.
ACGCAUUCAACCAUGUGUCACCACAACACCCUCCUUCUGGCAAUGUGCGGGCUGGCUCUCACACAAUGUACUGCCUUUCCACCGUGCCAGGAUAGACAUUCAAGUUGUAGAGAGUGGAACUGUCUUCAGCCAGGUAUAGACACUAUCUGCAAGAAGACAUGCGGCCUUUGUCCAGAAGAGUGCAGAUCGGGACAUUUCCAGGAUGGCUUAUCGUGCAGACAAUGCAAGGAUGAUGUCGAUGUACAGUCAGUCGAAUACAAAGAUGCAUGUGGUGUUCCCUGUAACCAGAGCCACACGUGGGGUGCAGACUGUCUUACUCCAUGUAGUACAGGAUGCAGGAAUGAAAGAUGUCACCGGUGGAAAGGGCACUGUCUGCAAAACUGCCUGCCAGGUUACUACGGACCUGGAUGUGAUUUAACUUGUGACAAGUGCAGGCGGUGUGGAGACGGUGUUGAGACAUGUGACAAUGAGGGGAGGUGUCUGUGUGGCUGCAAGAGAGGAGGACGAGGAAACAAAUGUGAGCAAAACUGUCCAAACUGUGAAAUGUGUACAGGAAAAAACUGUACAUGCAAGGCUGGAUUCCACGGAGAAGGCUGUACCGCUCCCUGUCCCCUGCACUGCCUCUAUAACGUAUGUGGUCUGGAAGGAGAGUGUACACGGGGAUGUGAAGUAGGGUGGUAUGGACGUUUGUGUGAAAAACAGUGCAAUAAAUGUGUCAACGGACCAUGCUCAUUGAACGGGAUAUGUACAUCCGGGUGCAGAAGGGGAUGGUCUGGUGACAAGUGUGACGAAGCCUGCAAUGUCAACUGUGAGGACGAACUGUGUUAUCGUAACGGAACCUGUGAAACAUGCAAACCCGGUUUCCAUGGAGACCAAUGCAACAUCCCCUGCAGCAGUCACUGUAGUAACCAGAGAUGUGACCGGAGUGGAACUUGUGAAUCUUGCAGAGUUGGAAACUUUGGGGAAAUGUGUGAGCGACAUUGUGGGUCCAACUGUUUGAAUCAUGCCUGUGAAAAAAUGUCAGGAAAGUGUAUCCAAGGCUGUACCACAGGCUGGUACGGAGAUACGUGUCAUCUAGAAUGUCCCGACCAAUGUGCCUCAGAGUCCUGCCACAGAGAGACUGGUUCCUGUAAGUCUUGUAUGCAGGGAUUCAAAGGCUCCCACUGCAACGCUUCUUGUCCACAGUUCUGUUCUAAAUGUGAACAAUAUAUUGAAAAAUGUCUCUCUUGUCAACAACAACAUUUCGGCAAGAUGUGUGACAAACUUUGUUCAUCCGGAUGUAAUGGAGGCACACGUUGCCACCAAACUGGAAUAUGUUCACAAGGAUGUAUUGGAACUUCCUAUGGCCAUUACUGUAACAAUUCGUGCAGUGAUCACUGUGUCAAUAGAAACUGUCAUACAGUUAACACUGAUGUAGAUACGCCCCAAUGCACUGAGGGGUGUGAAGACGGAUGGUGGGGUGACUACUGUGAGAACACGUGUCCACAGCACUGUGUGAGAUGUGACAGACAUCAUGGCCAAUGCCUGGAGUGUGAAGCCAACAGAUACGGCGAGUCCUGUAACUUGACCUGUAACACUGCCUGCCUGAAGUCGCAGUGUAACAUGACAGGAGUCUGUAUAAACGGGUGUGAGGACGGGCGGUACGGAAGACAGUGUUCUGAAAUAGGUGAGGUGAGGUGA